This is a messenger RNA of Zea mays, 1743 nucleotides long. Its product is annotated as SPX domain-containing protein 4. The record is from RefSeq and is a predicted model, not a curated record. The coding region runs from base 75 to 1472 and encodes 465 amino acids. The transcript has 3 exons. NCBI's taxonomy places the organism in Eukaryota, Viridiplantae, Streptophyta, Magnoliopsida, Poales, Poaceae. Gene Ontology annotation, biological process: cellular response to phosphate starvation.
UUUCUGUUCUUUCGAUUCCAUUGGCUUGUGCCAGUUCAUGGAAGAUUCGCCAUGUUAUUAUCAUCAUCCAUGCAAUGCAGCGUGCAGGACGGGAUUUCUUGGCGGGCCAGAGAGAGAUCCGAAGCAGGAGCAGAGAAGAUGCCAUCACGCCGUACAAAUACGAGGGGAGACACAAUAAAAAUAAAAUAAAACAAAAACCGGGCGGCAGCCGGCAGGGCUACGCAGGCGCCGAGGGGAAGACGACGCGGACUCACAAGGCGAAUAUCCCCCGUCCGGGACCCACCCGACAGCGACCCAACACCCCCAAUCAUCAUCCCCUCCGCCUCUCCUCCACUGGAGACGACGAGUGCCCUCGUCUCCCUCUCCCCUCGCCGUCGUCGUCCUCCCUCCUCUCCUCCGCUCCCACCGAGGAGGGGACCCUCUAUAAGAAGGCAGGAGCGACGAAUCCGAUCGUCUGUCGUGUGGGAGAGCCGCGGCCCCAUCCUCCGUGUGAUGAAGUUCGGGAAGGAUUUCCGGAACCACCUGGAGGAGACGCUGCCGGCGUGGAGGGACAAGUACCUCGCCUACAAGGCCCUCAAGAAGCUCAUCAAGAACCUGGUGCCACGCGAGCCCGCAGCGGCCCCUCCUCUCCCUCCUCCUGCCCCCGCCGCCGCCGACGCCGAGGGGCCGGGGGCUCCUGCCGCCGCGCACGGGAACGUCAACCUGGCCAACUGGUUCGCCAGCAUCCUCGACGCGGAGCUGCACAAGCUCAACGAGUUCUACAUCGAGAGGGAGGAGUGGUGCUCAAGGAGAGGAUUGAGCGCGUCAAAGCUAAGAAGAAUGACGCUUUUACAUCCAGGAGUGAAUUUACCGAAGAAAUGUUAGAGAUACGUAAGGAUUUUGUGAUCAUACAUGGUGAAAUGAUUCUUCUGCAAACCUACAGCUCCCUAAAUUUUGCUGGACUAGUGAAGAUACUGAAGAAGUAUGACAAGAGAACAGGUGGCGUGCUUAGCCUGCCUUUCACUCAGCGUGUUCGUCACCAGCCAUUUUUCACAACCGAACCUUUAACAAGGCUUGUCCGAGAAUGCGAGGCUAACCUCGAACUACUUUUCCCGGUCGAAGCAGAGGUUCUUGAGCCUAGUUCAUCCUCGAAUCUAGAACCGCACGAUGUGGCUAGGUGUGACCCGACAUCGUCCCGCGAUGUGGAAACCGUCGAUGUUUACCGAAGCACACUCGCAGCUAUGAAGGCGAUACAGGGCCUUCGGAGAGCCAGCUCUACUUACAACCCCCUGUCUCUGUCUAGGUUCUUCCACGGCGAGGAUGGCGAACCCUGCUCGGGUGCCAUCACUUCUGAGAGCUCACUGUCAGAUUCCUCAACGGACUCCCAGAUUCAGGAUGCUGGGAAGGAUGAUAAGGAGGUGCAAUCAAAUUCGAGGGACCAGAAUGCUGCCCAAGGGGAACAGAAUGCACAAGGCGAGCCGACUGAUGAAUAAACAGUUUUUUUCCCACACGCUGUUCAAUAAGACAAUAACCAUUGAUAAGUGUAAAUGCUAAUAAUCUUGCUGGUUAACCCUCUUUUGAAGUGACACAUAUGCAAUGACUCCCUGGUGGCGCAGUUUCAUUUUUCUUCUUUUUCCUUAAUUAAUGGGUAAAGAGUAUAUGGGAUGUUGGAUUUAUCAUGUUCCUAUCGUGUUGACAGCAUGCCAGUUGCCAGAAGUUUGACACUUGAUAAGAGCUAUGAUCGUAAUCAGCAUGUUGGAUCUA